AAGUCAACAAGUCACUUCAUCUCUUAGUGUCUCUCCAAUUGUAUCAGUUAAAUUUUCUUCUCGGUGAUUAACUAAUUGUUUUCUUCUUCUUCUAAUUAAAUUACCAGUAAUUUUAAUCAUAGAGAUUCACCUAAGGUGUAAGAUAAUCUUUUCUUUUUGUUUCUCCUUUGGGUGUAACCACAACAAGAAGAGAGAAAAGAAGAAAAGAAAAAGUGAUUUCUAUAGUAACCGUUUGGUUGAUUAACUAAUCCAUUUGUAAUAAUCUGUUAAUCUAAACACUUUUUGUACCCAUAAUUUUUAUUGAUUUGGUUAAAUCUUCUUCAUCUACUUAAUUGGAAUCUCUAUUCGCCUGGUUUAAAUAACCAAUUGACUGAGAAUCUUUUCAUUUUCAUUAACCUUUCUGGUGAUUUCCAUUUUUUUUACUUCUCUUUGUGUUUACCUGUUCUCCCCUUGAUUUGAUUGUUGUUUCAAGAAACUGGUGAUUUAUCUGUGACAAAAGUGAAUAGUGUCAUUUAUCAAUUGUGUGGAUUCAUCUCUAUUUAAUUAAUUACUGUUACUUAACCAUCAACAAGUGAUUUUGUUGACGAUUAACGGUUCUCAUGGAUCAUAAAAAGUAAAUCAAAUUAACCGUGCCUAAGUUGACUUACAACGAUUUAUAUCCAUGACAUGGAUUAACCAACCAUGUCAAUGUUUAAUCAACCCAAGCCAACUUUGAUUUUCUUAACUAUUAACGGGAUCAACAGUAACAUCAACAAGGAGCUGAAAAAGGAGAACAGUUAAAGAAUAAACCAAAUCAACAUAGAAAUCAAAGUUAAUCGUCAUUCACAUGUCAAGUAGUUGGCAACAAUUGAUACACUAGUUGGAACACACAAUUAACAACAACAUUUAAUCAUCUCACUAAUCAUCUUGAUCAUCCUCAUCUUCCCCAUCAUCAUCAUGCCCAAAGACAAUGAGAUUUGUUUAGAUCAUUUUGAAGAUUUAAUUGAUGAUUGUUCACCUUUAAAAAGUUUGAUUGAUCGUCGGAUUGUACCUUCCAAUGAUAGAAGAGUUAAAAUAGUAGGAACCAAAAGACCCGAUGUAAGAAAUUUUUUCAAUAAUUUCAAUGAAUUGACUCAGAGUGAUCAAGAAAAUGGUAAUAAAACUAAUAAUGAAGAUGAAAAAUCAAGACUGAAAACAAUCAAUAAUAUAUCAUCAACAAUGAAAACUUUAACAACACUUAAUUGUGAUGAAAAUGAUAAGGAAGGAGCAACAUCAUUGGUAUUAACUAAUUACCAUAAGAUUUACAAUAAGAAUCACAAUUUAAAUAAUAAUAAUGAUCUCAUUUACAAUAACAAUGAGAUUAAUGGAUCACUUAAGGUUGAAGAUGUUGGUUUGAAAGUGAAAACAAUUAAAUCAUCAUCAUCUUCAUCAAUAUCAACCUCAUCUUCAAGUUCAUCAUCAUCAUCGUCAUCAAUUAAUAGCAACAAUGAAGCUGCCAAUGGAACUGUUAAUAAUACAAAUGAUUCAGCAUCACCUUUGAGAGAGUCUUCAAUAAUAUUAUCCGGAGUCACUUUAUCACCAGAAAUAUCAGUUAAUCCUAAUCCAAGUAAUAAUUUUAAUUCAUUUGCCAAUAAAUCGGAUAAACGAGCCAGUGACCAUGAUGGUGGAUUUAAAUUCAUCAAAUGGACUGCAAACCACAGAGGAUAUAAAAUCAAUCCAAGCAAUAAACGGACCACAUGGUUUUCCGAUUCAACUCGUGAAGAUGAUGAAAGUGCUACAAUUGUAAGUUUAAAGAUCAAAUCAACAGAUCCAACAAUCGGUGGUGAGAGUUAUCAUCAUUUCGUUAAUCAAAAUGUUCCCGAGGCUAAACAACAACAACAAUCACAAAGAUCAACAACAACAUCUAACAACAAAUUAUCAUCAUCUCUCGGCUUGGGUGAACAAUUUGUUCGUGCUCGAAGUAAUUCAAGUCCUGAAGCCAAGGAAUCGUCUGUUCUGGUCAAUGGUAAUUCAAAUGAUAAAUUAAAUAGAAAUGAAAUUAAACCAUCUAACAAAGGUUACAAUCACGAUAACAGUGAUAUUAAUCACUCUAAGGAAUCAAACGAAGUUAAUUGUAACCCAAGUACCACUUCCGAGAAGAAAAGAAUCGGUGAAAUAAUUCGUAAUCUACUUCGACGGAGGCCAACAUUAGAUGAGAUUCGAGAGAAAGGAAUUCUUAUCGAUGGACCUGUAUUCGGAUGUGAUUUAAGCUCAUUAUGCAAUCGAGAAGGUCAAUUAGUACCAAAGAUUUUACAAUAUUGUAUCGAUGCGAUUGAGGUGAAAGGCUUACAAACGGAUGGACUUUAUCGUAUCUGUGGUAACCUUUCAGAGGUUCAAAAGAUACGAUUCCAAGUUAAUCAUGGUAACUACGAUACUAUCUGGUCACAAGAAAAUGUCCAUGCCUUAACUGGAGUAUUAAAAUUAUUCCUUCGAGAUCUUAAAGAGCCUUUGUUGCCAUUUGACCUUUUCAACUCGUUCAUAUUCACUACUGGUAUUCCUAAAAAAGAUCAAAUUGAAGCUCUUCAUAAGCUGAUUAAUCAAUUACCGAAGUGCAAUUAUCAUACUCUGGUAUUUUUAAUGAAACAUUUACUAAGAGUUGUUCAAUAUCAGGAUAAAAAUCGGAUGCAGAUUCAAAAUUUGUCAAUAAUUUUCGGGCCGACGUUAAUGUGGCCUCGAACGGAAUCAAAUGACUUCUCGUACGAUAUGAUGCUUCGAGUUCAUUGUAAUCGUAUUGUUGAGAUCCUAUUAACUGAAUUUAAUGCCAUCUUCAUGGUCUCCAUGACCUCUGUAUGAUUAACUAAUUGUUUAUCCUCAUCCAUGAUCAUCAAAUCAGUUUCAACAAUCACAUUUCAGUUAAUCCGUUUUCCUUAAUCCAACUUUAAUAUACUCUCACUGUCUUUUCAUUGAUUUGCUCAACAAUUAGAAUACAAUUUACCUUAAAUUUGGCCUAAGACACAAAAAUCCUCCAAUUGUGUUGUUUAAUUGUCUUUUCAUUCAUAAAUUUACUAAUUGUGAUUGUUAAUCUAAUCCAUACCUCCUUUUUAAUUGUGAUUACUUUCUAAUAUUUUAUUCAUAUUUAGCAUACAUUAUCAUUAGAUUAUUGUGUAUGUUUAAUGUGCU
Molecule: messenger RNA, 3138 nt
Organism: Panonychus citri (citrus red mite)
Lineage: Eukaryota; Metazoa; Arthropoda; Arachnida; Trombidiformes; Tetranychidae
Product: rho GTPase-activating protein 12-like
Biological process (GO): regulation of GTPase activity; signal transduction
Cellular component (GO): cytoplasm
Source: RefSeq, a predicted model, not a curated record